Messenger RNA from Acanthosepion pharaonis, 1089 nucleotides. NCBI's taxonomy places the organism in Eukaryota, Metazoa, Mollusca, Cephalopoda, Sepiida, Sepiidae. The record is from the annotation of a GenBank genome assembly.
AUGCCAGACAUAGUCUUCAUUCUCUUUCAAACAAAAAGCUUUUUUUCAAUUUUCUUUUCUCACUCUCUUUCUCUUUAUUUGUAUCGUCUUCUCUCUCUCUCUUUCUCUCUCUCUUUCUCUCUCUCUCUCUCUCUCAUAAACACCUAUCUUUGCCUCUCUCUUUCUUUCCUCCCUUCUUUCUUUUUUCAUUUUCUUUCUCGCACAAAAGAUUAUUUCUUUAUACAAAUGAAAAUCUCGUUUUCUUCAAUAAAAUCUCUCUUGCUGUCUUCCCCUCCAUCUUUAUCACAUACUCUUUCUUGCUCUCCCUCUUUAUCACACACUCUUUCUUGCUAUCCCUCUUUCUCCCUCUCCCUCUUUAUCACACACUCUUUCUUGCUCUCCCUCUCUCUCUAUCACACACUCUUUCUUGCUCUCCCUCUCUCUCCCUCUUUAUCACACACUCUUUCUUGCUCUCCCUCCCUCUACCUCUCCCUCUUUAUCACACACUCUUUCUUGCUCGCCCUCUCACUCCCUCUCCCUCUUUAUCACACACUCUUUCUUGCUCUCCCUCUCUCUCCCUCUCCCUCUUUAUCACACACUCUUUCUUGCUCGCCCUCUCACUCCCUCUCCCUCUUUAUCACACACUCUUUCUUGCUCUCCCUCUCCCUCUUUAUCACACACUCUUUCUUGCUCUCCCUCUCUCCCCUCUCCCUCUUUAUCACACACUCUUUCUUGCUCACCCUCUCUCCCUCUCCCUCUUUAUCACACCUCUUUCUUGCUCUCCCUCUCCCUCUUUAUCACACACUCUUUCUUGCUCUCCCUCUCCCUCUUUAUCACACACUCUUUCUUGCUUUCACUCUCUCUCUUCCUCUUUUUCUUUCUCUCUAUGUCUCUCUUUCUCUCUCCCUAUCUCCCACUCUGUCUCAUCGCCUCUCCUCUCUCUCCCGCUGUUUCUUUCUCCCUCCCCUCCCUAUCUCUCUCUCAACAAAUUCUUUCUUCUUAAUUCAAACAAAAAUUAACUAUUCUUUUCAUUCAACCCGUAAGUUUCUCUCUCUCUCUCUCUCUCUCUCUCUCUCUCUCUCUCUCUUUGUCUGUCUUUCUCAAUUCUAG